Messenger RNA from Rhipicephalus microplus (southern cattle tick), 4997 nucleotides. Its product is annotated as SWI/SNF-related matrix-associated actin-dependent regulator of chromatin subfamily A containing DEAD/H box 1-like. NCBI's taxonomy places the organism in Eukaryota, Metazoa, Arthropoda, Arachnida, Ixodida, Ixodidae. Gene Ontology annotation, molecular function: ATP binding. The record is from RefSeq and is a predicted model, not a curated record.
AGCUCGGUCAGCCGUCCGAGCCGAGCGCUGAGCCGCGGCUACCGCGGUCCGCGGUUGUCAUCUUCAGAAUUCAUCAAGUGCCUGGUUUACGUUUCUGUUGUCCUAGCCAAAGUGUUUCUGUUAGUUCGCUGUUAAAAAAGUCCACAGUACUUGAGGAGGUGCAGCGUAUCGGUAAUGGUGUGUAGGACUUGAGGUAUUUGUUUUCUUUGUCCAACCACCGCUGGAGUUGACAACGUGCACGAUUUCGCGGGUAAACUUUUGCUGUCCCGCUGGGGCUAGCAAACGUGUUGUGCGGUAUUAUUUCGGCUGCUGUGAUAUCGAUCGCAUUGCCGUGUGUCAAGUGCAAUACGACGGAGCAGGAGUUGACACGUUGUGACCUGUCUGAGCUGUUUCUUUCCGGGGUGCCUUGCGCAACAUGUCCGAUUCAUUCGUCUCUAACGGCAGCAGCUCGCCGAGCCUGUUGAAUACGCUUAGACAUUAUAGGUUUCAAAAGAAAUGUUCGCAGCAGAGCCCUGGCUUGGAGCGACGUUCGCCGUCGAGUGACCAGCGAGGUUCGCCUGAAAGAGACGAAGAUGAAGUUGUCAUCCCUGAGACUCCCGAGUCGGUAUUGAUGCGGUCUGGGCUGGAUAAGAACAGUGCGGAAGCGUCUCCUGAUACAAUCGCAAGCUGCUCGACUGCUGACUUAGAAGAAAGUCAAGUUGUAACCAAUGGAGCGAGGCGAAAGCGCGUCCUCUCGAGCAGCUCUGAAGAGGGUGGAGGGAGCAGCAGCAGUUCGAAGAGGUGUGCUCUAGAUGCCGGAAGGGAAACUAACCACAUGGACGAUGACAGCAGUAGGGAGAAGAAUUCAGAUGAUGAGUGCACGAGGUAUAUGACUGACAAAGAGAAGGGGCUCAAGCUGCUGAUUGACGAGUUCAGAGGAGCUGACAUCAUGGACGUUCAAGAUGCUCUGGUGCAAUGUAAAUGGAAUGUUCAUAAAGCGCGUAUGCACUUGCUGGGCAACCCUCCGGGCAUCAAGGACCCCAGCCCACAUCGAAAUGCACGGUAUAAGACGGUUUCCUCAUCCAGCAGCAAAGGGGAAUUUGAUGGUGCAGAAGAGCAGAAAAAGGCUUUGCCGAAGGUCGAACGCCAGGAAAAAGUCGCUAUGACGAGUGAAUCACCAGUGAAGAGCACGAACGCUGGUCUGUCCAAAUUCAAAGCCUUCAAUGAUCUCAAAUCUCGAGGCACCCAAAAGAAGGUGUCGCAGCGGCCAGCAAAGGCGCUUAAGAUUGACGACGCCAGCGAUGAGGAAGAGUAUUGCAACGAGGACAUCUAUGGCUCCGCUGACGACAGUGAGGACAGUGGUGCAGAGGCAGACGACACACCUGCGAGGGCCGAAACGAAGCGGGCCAUCACAGAGUUUUUUGACAAUGCCUCUCUUAAUGAACUACUUGCGAUCCCGGGCUGCAGUCGGAAGAAGGCUGAGGCCGUUCUGGAGAACCGACCAUAUCAAACAUGGAAGACUCUGGUUUUUAAGUUCGAAACAUGCAAGAACUUGUCGCCCGCCCUCCUGAAUAGUUCCAAAAACUUGCUGCACACACGUGGUGUGGUCAAUCGCCUAAUGGCCCGCUGCCAGAGCAUCUCCGACCAGAUGCAAGAGAUCGUGUCACGCCUUGUGAGCGGUGAGAGCGAGGACUCUGACGAGUACAUCAAGACCCAACCAUCCCUGCUAAACCAAAGUCUCCGUCUUUCCCCAUAUCAGCUCAUCGGCCUCAACUGGCUGACAGUGAUGCACAAACAGGAAGUGAAUGGAAUCCUCGCCGAUGAAAUGGGCCUGGGUAAAACCAUCCAGGCCAUUGCCUUCCUCGCAUACCUGCAGGAACAGGGCGAAGCCUCGCCCCAUCUGGUUGUGGUGCCCUCUUCUACUUUAGAGAACUGGAUGAGGGAGUUCACGGUGUGGUGUCCCUCGCUCGACAUACUCGUCUAUCAUGGCAGUCAGAAGGACCGGCGGGAGCUCAAGUACAAUAUUCUUAUCGGUGAAGCGGGAAACUUCGACGUUAUCAUUACGACGUACAACAUGAUUUCUGGAAAUGGAGAAGACAGAAGCCUCUUCAAGAAAGUGCCAUUUCAUUAUGUGAUCUUCGACGAAGCCCACAUGCUCAAAAACAUGGCUUCACAGCGCUAUGCCAACCUCAUGAAGAUCAGUGCAAAGCGGAAAAUUCUCCUCACUGGCACCCCACUGCAGAACAACCUCGUGGAGCUCAUGUCUCUGCUCACAUUUGUCAUGCCCAACAUGUUUUGCAAGAAGACGGACCAAAUCAAGCUCAUGUUCUCAGCAGCAUCUAAAAACGAGGAGGACCAAAGCAGCUUUGAGCGUAGCCGUAUCGAGCACGCCAAAAAGAUCAUGCGGCCGUUUGUUUUGCGGCGCCUGAAACAGGACGUGCUGCAGCAGCUUCCAGUCAAGCACGAGGAAGAACGCUAUUGCACCAUGACUCCUUACCAGCAGACCUGCUACAUCAACUUGGUGGCUGAUCUUUCGAAGGAGUUCAAGCAAAACAAGGAGGCCCAGUCGGGGAUGGUAAUGAAGUUGAGACGAGCUUCAAAUCAUCCACUGCUUCUGCGCAACCACUUUGACCUGGAGAAGCUGCGAAUAAUGUCCCGUGUCUUGCUGAAGGAACCAACAUAUUUUGAUGCCAAUCCUGACCUAAUAUUUGAGGACAUGGAAGUGAUGUCAGACUUUGAGCUGCAUACACUCUGCACCAAGUUUCCUAUCCUUCACGAGUUUAAGCUCGACGAUGACAAAAUUCUUGAUUCUGGCAAGUUUAAAGAGCUGGAUUCUUUGUUACAAGAACAUAAAGAGAAGAAAAAUCGCGUGCUGAUAUUCAGCCAGUUCACUAUGAUGCUGGACAUCCUUGAGGUGUAUCUCAAUAUCAGGCACCACAAAUGGCUUCGUCUCGACGGCCAGACUUCUGUGCCUGACAGGCAAGACUUGAUAGACCAGUUCAAUGGGGACAGCGAAAUCCUGGUUUUCCUCCUCUCAACGCGAGCAGGAGGUUUGGGGAUCAAUCUCACAUCUGCCAAUGUGGUCAUCAUCCACGACCUAGAUUUUAACCCGUACAAUGACAAACAGGCAGAAGACCGCUGCCACAGGCUGGGCCAGAACAAAGAAGUUUACAUUGUAAAACUAAUCAGUAAAGACACCAUUGACGAAGGCAUUCUGGCUAUUGCAAAGGACAAACUCAAGCUUGAAAGAGAGAUUACGGAUGAGACAGCCAAAGAAGAUAUGGAUGUGGCCAGUGUUGCCCAAAUUCUCAAGGCUGCUUUGGGCAGCUAGUUAUUUCCAUUACGAAUGCAACGUCAUCUUCUUGAAUUGAUAUUUUUGUUAUUUCAAAGAGAUAUUUUAGUCUGUUCUUCACGGAAGCUGUGGCUAUGAUGACCGUCUACCCUUCCCCCCCCCCCCCCUUUUUUUUUUCUUUUCACUGUACAAUUUUGUGAUAUACAUUCGUUCUUUUAUAGUAAAUCUCUAAAAGGUUCACCAUGUUUCCUUGUGCAAGUUCUUGAUAUAAUGUGGACAUCUGCAGCCUAGGUUGAUACUUCAUUUCACCAAGUAUCAUGACACCGAGAAUAAUAAAAUCAUCUACAUAUCAAUUAGUAAAUGCCUUCAAUUGAGAGUCGAACUUUUUCAACGAAUGUGACCCCGGUGGGUCGAUUUUUUUUAUUGCUGAAUUAAACCCUUCGGAUGAAUCUACUUCAGAAAAAAGAAGUAAUUUUUUUAGGGCAACUAUAAAGUGAAAAAAAAAAAAAACAGUGUUUCACAGUUGAAAAUUAUGCUUUGCAACAAACAUUGUCAACAGACAUUAAAAAAUAAGUGCACAAAGUCUUGUUUAGUGGAAACACCGUAGGAGAACAGUCACCCUUAGUUCAGCCAGCAUUGUCUCGUGACAAGUGCUAUUGAGAUGUCUCUAAUUUGUGGACAUCUGAGUGCUAACGAGGCAAGCAACGUGGUGUCUGACAGACUGACAUACUAUGAAUCGGAUUCUGGUGCAGCAGUCGAUCAGCGGUUUUGUGGAACGGCCGCUCGACUCAAUUUCGGCAGAGCGACCACUGUGCACCCUCUCAGCUCAAGUGAACUGUGCGGGUGAGUGAACUGAAAAAAGCUGUGUGCUUGUGCAUGCAUACAAAAAGCAAAAACAAAUGAGAAAGCUCCGAUAAUCUUUCAUCUGUUUGCCAACGACAUGAAAGGCAGUUUUGAGACUCCCGAAUCUGGAAACGCUGUGCAGCUACAGCAGCAUUGUUUGUUAAGUCAACGCCUGCUCUGGGGAGCAGUAAAAGAGAGAGAGAGUAACAAAUCUGCCAUCCUUUGAGACAUUCUAAACCAGAUAGCCAUCAGUAAUGCGGGUGCAAGAAGCAAGAACCACCCAAAGGGCGAUACCGGAACUGUUGGCUGUGCGCGAUCGAAUGCACAAGAGAUUGCCGGCACAUCGCUGUAGUAAAACUGAAAAACAACAGCGCAUGAAAAAAAAAAAAACUUCUUGCAUUCCCAAAUCUGCCAUCACAUGCCAAGCUAGAGAAACAAUUGAACUACGCAAACUUUUUAAACAUCGAUGAUGACAUGCAUGUAUCUCAUGGACCGUCUUGAAAAUGUUUGCAAAGGACAUGCAUAUACGUUUUCAGCAUUGAUCCUUUCAGGGUCAGUGUUGAGUUUUCGGAGCCUGCAGUGCUGUUCAAUCUUAUUUCCUAACCCAUAAUUGGUAUGUCUGACAUUUCAGUUUAUAUAACGUGUCAUGUUUGUUUAACAUCGUAACGCUUCAUGCUGCUAAGAUAAGGUAUGUGCGUUUGAUUCCCUGCCAUUGUGGAUGCAUUUAAAUAGGGGGAAAAUACUAGGACACUGUACGUGGAUUUAGUUGGAGAUUAAAGAAAUCCAAGCGGUCGAAAGUAUUUCACGGUCCCCCACCACAAUGGGCCUCACUGUCAUAUGGUUGUGGCAUGUAGAACAAUAAAUUGUUAUUGUUUGUUCUUAC